CCUGCCCAUCCCGGGAUAUCCUAGCCCUGCGCGCUGCUGCAUGCGGGAGCAGGGAGAGAGCCUCGCCGGCCCGCUCCUCCAGCAUGUCCGCCCGCUGUUGCGCCGGCCAGUUGGCCUGCUGCUGUGGUACUGCUGCUUGUUCCUUGUGCUGCAAAUGCUGCCCCAAGAUAAAACAGUCAACCAGCACCCGCUUCAUGUACGCGCUUUACUUCAUCCUGGUGACCAUCAUCUGCUGUGUCAUGAUGUCUACAACAGUAGCUAACGAAAUGAAAACUCACAUUCCCUUCUACAAGCAGAUGUGCAAGGGUAUUCAGGCGGGUGAGAUGUGUGAGAAGUUGGUGGGGUACUCUGCAGUGUACAAAGUCUGUUUUGGGAUGGCCUGUUUCUUCUUUUUAUUCUUCUUGUUUACCAUCAAAAUUAACAACAGCAAAAGCUGCCGAGCAUACAUUCAUAAUGGAUUCUGGCUUAUUAAACUUAUAGUUCUGGCAGCAAUGUGCUCCGGAGCCUUCUUCAUUCCUGAUCAGGACACUUUCCUCAAUGCCUGGCGCUAUGUAGGAGCAACAGGAGGGUUCCUUUUCAUUGCCAUUCAGCUCAUCCUGCUGGUUGAGUUCACCCACAAGUGGAAUAAAAAUUGGACUGCAGGUGCAAACCACAAGCAGAUGUGGAAUGGUUUGCUUGCCUUGGUGACUCUCAUCCUGUACUCCAUUGCGGUGGCAGCACUGGUCCUCAUGGCUCUUUUCUACACGCGCUCAGAGGGCUGCAUGUACAACAAGGUCCUGAUCGGAGUGAAUGGUGGCCUGUGCCUCUUUGUGUCCCUGGUGGCCAUAUCACCCUGUGUCCAGAAUCGCCAGCCCCAUUCUGGCUUGCUGCAGUCAGGAGUUAUUAGCUGCUAUGUCAUGUACCUCACUUUCUCAGCACUAUCCAGCAAACCACCAGAAACGAUCCUGGAUGAAAACAACAGGAAUAUCACAAUCUGUGUACCUGAAUUCAGUCAAGGCCUGCACAGAGAUGAAAACCUGGUUACUGGCCUGGGUACUACGAUUCUGUUUGGCUGCAUUUUAUAUUCUUGUUUGACCUCAACAACACGUGCAAGCUCAGAGGCACUGAGAGGAAUAUAUGCAACAGCUGAAACUGAAGUAGCUCGUUGCUGCUUUUGCUGUGUACCCGAUGGAGAUGCUGAUGCUGAAGAUCAUGUAGAAAAAAGAGGAGGCCAGACUGUGGUUUACGAUGAGAAGAAGGGCACAGUGUACAGUUAUGCCUACUUCCACUUUGUUUUCUUCCUGGCUUCUCUUUAUGUUAUGAUGACAGUAACUCAUUGGUUCCAUUACGAAAGUGCUCAGAUUGAAAAAUUCUUCACUGGAACCUGGUCUAUCUUCUGGAUUAAGAUGGUCUCCUGUUGGGUUUGUGUCUUUCUGUACUUAUGGACUCUUAUUGCUCCACUCUGUUGCUCAACCAGAGAGUUCUUAGUGUGAGCAGUCAAAAGGUCAUUUUAAGUUUUUCUCUUUUUUUUUUUCUUUUUCAUUUGUAAUGAGGAAACUCCUAUUACCCAGUUACCAUAAUGUACCAGUUACUAUCUUUUUAGUCAGACUAAGCACGAUUGAAGACUUUUUUUACCAUUUUUUAUUAUGAACAAGCAUUGCCUAAGGGAACGAAUCUGUUUUGAAACUUUACAAUGCUUACGUGUGGUGUGUAGAAAACACAGUUGUUGCAUAAACUGGAAUAAGUGAAAUACUCUUCAAAUAACUGACAAUCCUUCUCUGGCUUCAUUGACAACAAAAGAAAAACUCAUGGUGCAGAUACCUUCUUACUUUCCAUGAAUGUUUGGUAUCUUUCAGCAAAUACGCUUUCAUUCUUUUUUUAUACUCUUUUAUUAACUGUUUCUUUUACAGUUUGCAGUGAUGAUUUGGACUGCUGUUUUGUACAGCAUAUAAUUCUUGUAAGUAGUAUCCAGAUUUUUUUUUUUUCCCAGAAACAUAUCUAAAUACUUCUGUAGAAAUAAGAGAAUAUAUAAAAUUUGGCUGCCAAAGCAUCUACUAAAAAUAGUUUAUCUAAGUAUUAAAUAUAUUAAGUUAUUUUAUACCUAGAUUGAGAAAGGAAUUUACCAAUGAUAGUAAAGUAUUUAUUCUAUUAUUACUUUAAAGGCACCUGGAUAUUUUAUGCAAAUCAGAUUUAGCCCAGUUAAUAACUGAAGGGGAAUUCUGCACACAAAUUGUCAAACUGAAUUUUGUCUAGUUUUUCUUUGCCAGGUCACUCAAAAGUUGAGUGUAGUGUAUGGGGAUGUAAGAUAAGGUACAUUCUUUAUUCACAUUGUGUACUGUUGAGAAAAUGAUAGUUAAGGGAGCACUGCCAGUUGCUGUUAAAUUUAAAAGUGGGGUGCUCAUUUGCUUUUCUGCCCUGCUGUUUCAGCUUGUCUUUAAAGGUUUCCCAGGUCUUCAGUUGUAUUUCCAUGACUACUUUUAUAAUAUUUUAGAUGCAUUGAUGGUCAGAAAAGGACUACAGUGUGUCAUCAUCUUUUCUGCUUGUGUGUUGAUUGGAAAGUAUUUUUUCUAUAUUUUUAUACUCCUUUGUUGAUAUUAGUUUUGCUGUUGUGAUGGGACUUAGCCAACCAAUAUAUUCAUUGAGACAGAAAUUCUUUUGUAGAAUUCCUAUUCCAAGCACUGGAGUAAGCAGUCAGAAAAGCAAAACCAGAAGACAUAAAUAUAACAAGCAGCUGCCUUAGUACAAAUGACUUCAUGAUAUUAAACACCUCUUUUUUAUUAAUUUAAGCAGAUGAUUUGGUGGUAAAACAACAGCUCAAAUGCACUAAAUGCUGAAAAAGGUUGAAUCCCCACCAUUAUUUACAUUCUGGUGGGAUGAAUUUAUGAUUUGAGCUAGUUCUGGUGGUUUUUAUCUUCUCUUUCUUGACGUGUAUAUUCACAUACAUGUAUAGUGUAAAAUAUCAACCAAUUUAGCAGCUCUUUUUUAAAAAAAAGUAUGAUUGAGCCUUAAAUCUUCAUCCACUGCUUUCUGCAAAUCAAAGAAAAGCACAACAUGGAGGCCAAUGGGUUGGCAAAAGAUUUGCAUGCCCUAGUUUUUUUGUUGUAGUAAUUAAUGGUUAGUGCCCACCUGGUGAGUAAUCUUAACAUAUUGGAUCUUGAUUCUGGUCUUGUUUUCAUUACCAUUUUUAGUUGCCUUGUUGUUAUGGUAUCCCAGGGCUUCUGUCCUGUUUGGAGCUUUCUAGGGAUGUGAUCUACUCCACCCUGUUCACUCUUACCUGAAACAAAAUCUUCACAUCUGCAGUCCUACUUAUGCCACCUUUCCCAGUGAUUGGAGCAUCAAAAUACAUGUCCUGAGAUGUGAAGGAAGGAGGAGUCUGUCCAGCAGCGACCACCUUGGUGUUCUUGCAUGCACCAAGAGUUAAAAAUAGCAGUUGAAGCUGGGUUUUGACACUGAAUUAGAAAAGCAACCAAUAGUUCUGGACAGGGAGGCAGGUUUUUCUCUUUUCCUUUGCUUCUCCUAGGAGGUUCUGAUCCUGCCAAGAGCUCUGCUAGCAUGGGGACCUGUCAGAACAUUCCUGCCUGCAUUUAGAGUCUUGCUACACAGAUACUUCUGCAGCUGAAAAAGGCCUUUAUUAAUGCUCUUAAAAUCCAGAAGCAUUUAUCUGUCCAGUCUCUAAGAUAAGAGCCUGUGGGCUGUGCAGUGAUUAACAGAUGCCCUGCCUAACUCACAGCAGCAAUUCUGACGGUUUUGAUCCAAUGCUGUGGCUGUGUGCUGCAACUGAAAUAGUCCAGGCUCAUGCCUUGCCUGAUCCUAAAAGGCAUGCAAGAUUGGCCUUCUAGUGCCAUAUGUGAAAUGAGAAACCAAGUUGGGUUUUUUGUUUCUUUGUUGAGUUUUUGUUUGUUUAUUUGAUUUUUCCCUAAAUUAGCCUUUUUUUUUUGUAACAGAAUAAUCAGAGAAAGGAGAACGAAAUCCUUCACAGAGGAGGGCAUGCACUAUGUCAUUAUAAGGCAGGGAAAGAUUCCUGUUGUCUGGUUCUGAUAGCAGGCAUCCCUGUCACAAAUGUCAAUGAUCUUAAUACCGAUCUUGGUCCUUGGAUGUUCUUGUUUACAGAAACACUUAUUUUAUGUAGUAUUUGCAUUAGGGCUUCACGCACCUCCUUGUGUUGCUCUUUUUUUUACAGUUUGUGUUUAGGGAAAUAGGUUUUGCACAGAGGAAACAAGGCUGUAAAAAGAAAGUCCACAGUGAGGCAUAAGUCUAUUCUUCUUACACAGCACGCACCUCACUGAGUUGCUACUCCAUCCUUCUCUAACUACCAACUAUUGACCUUAAGUGUCUAGAUCUGCAGGUAUACGCUGAGUGGGAAUAGGGCAGUGCCUGUUUACACAAAAUUGUCUUCUUUGAGCAAAUGUCUGGGGGAAAACCCCACAAAAUAAAUAACUUUGAGGGCCUGUAUUGUGUCCAUGGUGCCCCAGAUCCAGCUGUGGACUUCCAGGCCUUUCUAAAGAAUCAGUAACUAGUAGCACUUGGGUGUGCAGAGAGUCUAGUUCCUCACCAAGACAAGUCUUCCUGCUGGCCAGGCAAAUGUUACAGCCUUAGUGUUUGCUGUAAAAUCUGUACUGUGAACUUCCUGUGCAACUACAUAACAAAAUCCUCGGCUCGGGUCAAGGAAUCAAAUUCCCAGCCCAUAGAUUCCAAACAGUUCAUGCAAAUGGGCUUUUAAAAAAAACAAACUUUUAAGAAGUGCCUUCAUACCUACACUGCUGUGAUAACUAUUAAUUCAGGUGGCACUAGAACUGGAAAACCUGGACUGAGCCUGUGACUGGGAGAUGCUGCCUUGUACGUUACACCGGUGUACAAGGCACAGUUAGACCCGGGGUGCACGUGGAAGACCAAACAAUCUGUGCUUGACAAAACUUUGGGGAUAAGACUGCUUCAGGUUUUACUGUGCAGUGGAAAACUAAGUGGGAAAACUCACAAGUAGCCUGAUGCUUUUGUAAAUAAGUGAUUAAUUUUACAUUUAAGCUGUAAACAGUUAACUUUCUCUCCCCAUACCUGGAAGUGGAGGUGACUGUCUGCUGAGGCAGUUCACAGCAUGGUGUCUAUCCUGCCUUGUACCAUGAUUGUUCAUUGAAUUUGUUCCCAGAUGUAAACAUUGCAACACUUUGGCUCCUAGUGGUUUUGGGCUGUGUGAAGUAAGGAAGCUUGCAAAGACAGCAAGACCAGAGAACGUGUCCUGUACUAAAUUUGCUCUAUUUAAAUUUGAUGAACUAAUGCUAUCUUGAAUUGACUCUUGGAGGAGCAGACAGUAUUGAAGAAGUCCUGCUGUGAAGGUUGAAACAAUUUUAUUGGCUUUUUUAUACUUUUUCAUAUUUGCCAUCAUAAAGAUUAUUUGGGACUUCACUGCUGCACUGUCAUCUGAGAUUGGAACAAUUUUACUUUUCCACAUGAAGGCAACCAAGAGCCACAGUCAUGACUGGUUCUUGUUUGGGGUAAAAUAAGUGGGACAGACUCAGAGAGCAAGUGUCUGAAUCCAAGUAACUGGACUAACAAAUGAAAUGAUAAAACUUUACUACGGAUGUGUGGAAAACAGAUGGGUGUAUUUCUUUGCUGUUUGCCACAUAGUUCCUCUAAGUGUGCAGGCAGCCCUUGCAGCUGGAUGCCAAGUAAGGAGCUCCACUGCAAUCGCACAUCGAAGGUAUUGCAUGUUUGUGAUACUCACAGCUUUCUCCUUCAAGCAUUUCUAUGAGGUUCAAACAUCUUGUACAUGCCCAGCUAAUGUGGUAAAUCCUGUUUGGGCUGGGCUGCUUUCCUCUGAAAUGCAGAAUUUAGUGUUGCUAAUAUGUGCAUAGUCCAGAGAGAGGGUUUGUCCUCUCACAGAAUCAUAAACACUGCAUGUCUAUUUAUUUAUUUAUUUUGUGUUUUAGCACCUUUUUACAAGUCUAUAAGUGCUUUGAGAUUAUAAAUUACGCAUGUGUAAUUGCUUUGACAGCUACUGCUGCAGCCAUUUCUGGGCUAGAACAUUGCUAUUAAUGAAGCAACCCUUGCACUUGUGAAAAAGCUGUUUUUUAACAGUUCUUUGGCUUUGAAUGAUGGCAUCAGGAAAAUUUGGGUACUUGAGAUAGUGCUGCUUGAACUUUGGCUAACAGUCCAUAGUAUCUUGGGCAUCUCUGAGCAGAUCAGCAACAAAGUAAUCCAUUGACUGUUUUUAAACUGUGCUGUAAAGAUUUUAUGAACUGCUAGGCUUUUCUCCUAAGCUGAUGAAGUAAAAUACCACAAGAGCCUACCUCUGUGGCUGGAUGAGCUGAGAUUAUCCACAGCUAAAAUUUUGCUCAUUUUCCUUCUGGGCUUUAGUAGCAAUGUCUUUUGCUUGGAGGCUGUAUCUCCUCAUUUUAUUUGCCUUUUUCUCCUUGGAUAUGUUUUUUAAAGGCAAUGUAAACCUCCUUCCUUCCCAGACAACCUGCUGCCUGUCAAAUGGGAUGUUUUUGGUGCUAGAAACUAGCAAAGACCUCUUUGCCAAGUCUUACUGAUCCUUUGCUUUUCAUAGCAGGACAACCUGCAGCAUUGAAGCAGAGUCAAAGAUCAUAGUUUAUUACAUGGAUCAGUUUUCUUCUGUGAAAACUGCUUCUUUGUUUUCUGAAGUGGCCUACGAGUUCUUGUGGGAGGGAAACACACAGUGAACACCAUGACAUUUUACUCGUGUUUUCAGUUUUGUAACCAGUAGUUAGAAUUUAGUGUUUCACAUGACUGUACAAAUGAAUGCCAGGAGUCAAGUGCUUAGAAAGCUGUAGCUUUUUUUUACUUAGAACAGGAUACGUAGCUUGGGAACUGGUAUGUCUGUGCAUUUUUCACAUCCUCAUGGUAAUGUUCAAGUGCCCCAGGAUGGGGAUGUAGACAUAUUGUGCAGAGUUUGAAGCAGCAGCUUUGAGAGACUGGCAUGACGACUGCUUUCUAAUGCUCAAGGGGAUUCUGUAAGUCUUGUUUAGGGGUUUUUAUCGAAUUUGGAUUUGCUUCUUUCGACAGCUGUUCAAAAACGUUGUUUUUAAAAAGUUAGAAUUUCUUUCAGAUGUAAGCCACGUUGGCUUCCCCACUGCUUGCCAGUCUCUGAGAGUUCCCAGAGUGUAGCGUACAGGCAUUUCCACAGACUUGUUCAGAGCCACAUUCAUCAGCUUUGAAACCACUCCAGCAGCCUAAAGUUUCCAGGGCUAAAGUCACCAGUGCUGCAGGGUGCAGCAUUUCAGCCAUGCUUUUUGCCAAAGAAGCCUCAGCGUGAAGCCAAGAAGAAAGUGCGAAGCCAAGAAUUUUGGAAAGCUAUGGGGAAAUAAUGGAUCAUUGGACAUACCAUAGCUUUAGCUUUCCUCUUACUGAUACAAGUCCAGGUGCUUAGGUGUCCUUUGGACAUCCACACAGACUUAAAGUGCAGAGCAUUAGCUUCCAGAUAAAAUCAUUCUACUUGUAAUAUACAAGCUGAGAAAAGAUUUACUAGGAACAUAUGGGUUCAGUGUCUGCUUUUUGUUCACCACUGAUGCAUGAUGUUCAGUCUCAUAUAUGCCAUGUUCAAAAACUGGAUGCAAAACAGUCAAAAUAUAAACACAUUAUCUUAAUGGUGAGGGGAUUUUAAUUAGUCUUUUUCAAGGUUCUUAAUAUCUCAAGGGAACUUUUUGGUGUGAAUGUGUAGUUUUAUUUUAUUAAGAUGUAGCCCAGUGAAGUGGAAGUUUGCUAGUUUAUUUAACUUUUUUGCAAGUGUUGUGGUCUUUAGUAACUGUAACAGUUUGACUUUUAAGGAUUAGUAAGAUUCCAGAAUUGUAAGAUCUUACUUAUAAAAUAGUCAACAGCUUUGCCUUUUUAGCAUGUUACUGGUUUUUAUGGACACUUCCUUUUGUAUAUUGAGUGAAUGUAUUGUUACAGAUUUAAUGUUUAAUGGACCAAUAAAAUUUUUCUUACAUUUGAAAUGAAUUGUUGUGAUACAUU
Pseudopodoces humilis (Tibetan ground-tit) is the source of this 7947-nucleotide messenger RNA. RefSeq names its product serine incorporator 5 (gene SERINC5). The record is from RefSeq and is a predicted model, not a curated record. Gene Ontology annotation, cellular component: membrane. NCBI's taxonomy places the organism in Eukaryota, Metazoa, Chordata, Aves, Passeriformes, Paridae.